This is a messenger RNA of Pelobates fuscus (common spadefoot toad), 1368 nucleotides long. RefSeq lists its product as uncharacterized. Bases 118 to 720 code for a protein of 200 amino acids. The transcript has 5 exons. The record is from RefSeq and is a predicted model, not a curated record. Lineage: Eukaryota; Metazoa; Chordata; Amphibia; Anura; Pelobatidae.
AGUGGAGUUACUUUCACUUUCGUUAUUAUCUUACACAUUUAGUUCAGGAAGAGAGAAACACCCAGGCACCAAGGCACCGUCUCAGCACAAGAAAUCGUUAUCUAAAGCAAGAGGGAUAUGUCUCGAAGAAAAGUGAUCGGAAUAUUCUCCAGAGAAAGUGAAGAAAGCUAUCCUUGGUUAAUUAGCUUUCUCCUAUCUCUGCACGGAGUAAGCGACGUCCGCCAGGUUUACAUCUCCAAUACCAGCCCCCGAAACCUCAACCAUGAGAUCUCCCAAUGCUCAUUCGCCAUUCUGUAUCAUACAAAGAACAGAGGGAGGGUUAACAUCACAGACGUAACGGACUCUCUGUACGACAACGAAUUGGAGGCUCUAUCGAGAAAACUUGGAAGGUCCAAUGUCAUUGUGGUGGCUGACGACAUGGAAGACAGCAGUGAAGUGGAAAAGGCCAGGAUUCUGGAGAAUCAGCCGAAGAUUGGUCGACUGGCUCAGGAUCUGUUCCUCUUCUCCACCGAGGAAAAUAGGAAUCUUUCUGUGGAACCUCAAUACCAAACCUAUCAAAGUGUUUCUUCAGCCAAAAAGAAGGAAAUUAAGAAACUAAUUAACGGUUCCGAUAUCACCUACAAAAGAAAGUGUUGGAAAAUCCUCGCCAUUGUCUUCGGUGCUGUGAUUUUCAUAAUAAUAAUGCUUGUGCUUAUUUUGUACUUCGAACGCAACAGAUGACUUGACUUCAACAAUAGUCUAUUCUACCACAACCAACCGGACCAACACCAGCUACCCAACGAGUACGAUGUCCUUACCAACUUCCACUUUGAAAAUGAUUCUGACAAAUAGCUCCGUUCCCUAACACCAUACUGGGAGGACAGCUUAUUGUAUAAUUACAGCUCAAUGGAUAAUGAGAGUGCUGUCUCACUACAGCUUAUUGUAUAAUUACAGCUCAAUGGAUAAUGAGAGUGCAUUCUCACUACAGCUUAUUGUAUAAUUACAGCUCAAUGUAUGAGAGUGCUGUCUCACUACAGCGUAUUGUAUAAUUACAGCUCAAUGUAUGAGAGUGCUGUCUCACUACAGCUUAUUGCAUCAUUGCAGCUCAAUGUAUGAUGAGAGUACUGUUUCAGUACAACUUAUUGUUUAAUUACAGCUCAAUGUAUGAUGAGAGUACUGUUUCAGUACAACUUAUUGUUUAAUUACAGCUCAAUGUAUGAUGAUUACUGCUUCAUUACAGCUUAUUGUAUUAUUUACAGCAGUUGCAUUACAAAACAGAGGUUUGCAGUAGUAAGUGGCAUCCCCUUUCAAACACAUUGUCACUGAUGUCAAUUUGUCUGAAAAACCGAACUUCAAAAUGCUUUAGGGACGAAUAAAAAAACAACAAAA